AUGCUCGAAUCUAAUAUUCAGUAUUCUAAUUGAGUUAACAUUUAAUGAUUUUAAGUGUCUAUUGAAACGUAAGAACAUCUAGGUCUUGCCGGACCUAUCUGCGUUUUUUUACUUAUAGUCCAACAUUUUAUAGUAUUUAGUUAUUUUUAUACUCAUUGUAAGAUAAUGUAUUCUUCAAUCAUAUUUCGUACUUGUCGUAUUUCACAGUUCAGGAGUUGUUUGAACAAAGUAAACUAUCAACAUCCUUUGGCCGCAGCAGUCAACUUCAAAUGCUCAUCCACAGAGUCCAAGUUUAACAGUAUCAGCAUUCAAACUAAUGACACAGAGUGGAGAAACAUCUACAUUGGAACUUUAGGUCCACGAAUCCGUAACUUGAAAAUCGUAUCAUUUAUGACCAGCGCUGUAGGUUUGUGUAUUCAGCCUAUGGUAAUACAAAAAGCGGCAGAAGUGGGCAGUAGCUUGGCAGCCACCAUUGGUGUAUGCACCAUUGCUGGAUUUUUUACAUUUAUUACUCCAGUACUCAUUCAUUUGGUAACAAGAAAAUAUGUGACGUCUAUUGAAUAUAACCAAAACACUGACGAGUACAAUGCCACAACUAUUUCAUUUUUUUUAAAACCUAAGAAGGURCAAUUUAAACCAUUUGAAGUAAGAUUGCCAUUGACACAGAAAUUAACUGUCACAUUUUAUGCAAAACAAUACCCUCUUUUUGUGGAUCCACAAGCAUUUGAUGAUGUAAUGCAUUAUCAACGUUUAUUAGGUUAUGAUAAGCCUUUCACAUUUGAGAAAGAAGAUAAUAAUGUUAUUAGAAAACCUGUAGUUAAGGCUGCUAAUAAGAUUUAAGCUUAAAUUUUACUUAAUAGUUGUUUACCAUUAUUUUAUUGAAUCCAUUUUGAAAAUACAUGCAAUUUAAAAAAUUUA
Diuraphis noxia (Russian wheat aphid) is the source of this 918-nucleotide messenger RNA. RefSeq names its product transmembrane protein 70 homolog, mitochondrial. NCBI's taxonomy places the organism in Eukaryota, Metazoa, Arthropoda, Insecta, Hemiptera, Aphididae. The record is from RefSeq and is a predicted model, not a curated record. Gene Ontology annotation, cellular component: mitochondrial membrane. Gene Ontology annotation, biological process: mitochondrial proton-transporting ATP synthase complex assembly.